Molecule: messenger RNA, 471 nt
Organism: Sclerotinia borealis F-4128
Lineage: Eukaryota; Fungi; Ascomycota; Leotiomycetes; Helotiales; Sclerotiniaceae
Source: the annotation of a GenBank genome assembly
AUGAAUCCAUCGACUUCAUCACCCGAGUCGGAAAUGGCACUGAAGAGUGAUUAUGAGAGGUUAAACUCCAUCACUACUCAGACUUCGAGGACAAGCGACGAGGAUCAAUUCGCGGAUAAAGGGAAAGGAAAAGAAAUCGAGAUGCAAGAAACACAAUCCACUCCCGAAUUGAUACGAAGAGAGAGAUCGCCCACACCUUCGAUGUUGAUGAGACGGAAAACAGAAGGAGAGGUCAUUAAGAGUGGACCAAAGUCUGCGGGGAUGGUGGAUAAGAGGGCCAGGUUUGACGAGGGGAGGAAUAGGGGGAAGGGGGAAAAGAAAGAUAGUGGCAAGAGGAGACAUUCUAAUAAUGAACAUGCGAAUGUUUAUACUGAAUGCGGAAGACAUUCAGAUGAUUGGUUAUUCGGCGGGUUUUCGGUUUCCGGUGCAAUGAAGAAGAUUUGGCAGAAAGAUGGGAAAGAUUCGGGGUGA